UGCGUCUGCCUUUUAUUGUUGGACACUUUCUUCGCAGCCGCAGUGUUGCGUUUGCUUGCAUCAUGCUUCCACUCUUCUCCAUAUGCAGUUUCCGCUCCACGCGUGCGACGUCUGUCAACCAGCCGUCUCGGUCGCAAAGGAGAAACACCACGACCGAAACCAACCAUUCCACCGUCAAGUCUGAAGGGUUACCGGAAGUGGACAUGGCUAUGGCACGGCCUUCGCGAUUCGCACUUGUUCUUCACGGCGGCGCUGGUGUGAUACCUCCCGACAGCCUUCCGCCACCCACGCGUGAAAAGUACGUCGUUGCUUUGAAGGAAGCCCUCCUUGCCGGCUACACUGUCCUAAAUGAGGGUGGAACGAGCCUAGAUGCGACUGAGGCAGCUGUGAGAGUUAUGGAAGAUUGUCCAUUGUUCAAUGCAGGCAAGGGCGCGGUAUUCUCUCGAGAUGGGAAGAACAUGUGUGAGGCUUCUAUCAUGGAUGGCCGAACGAUGAAAGCAGGUGCUACGACGUUGCUGACGACAGUCAAAAACCCAAUCUCUCUUGCCCGCGUGAUUAAAGACACGACGCCUCACGUUUUCAUCGCAGCCCCCGAGGCAGAAAAACUGGCCGCAGAAAGUGGACUGGAAAUUGUGGACCCGUCCUACUUUUUUACUGAACAUCGCUGGAAACAGCACCUAGAACAACCCGCUGAUAGUCCCGCCAUUAGUGAAUCCGCUCCAGCACAUUACAAAGAUCAACUGCCGUCAUACUCGGAAAAAGAUGCGGACCCAUAUCCACAGGGAACUGUGGGUGCGUGUGCGUUGGAUACGCAUGGUGAUUUGGCGGCCGCCACCUCCACCGGAGGCAAAACAAACAAAUGGACUUACCGUAUCGGUGACACCCCGCUCAUCAGUUGCGGCACCUAUGCCGAAAAUCGUUACGCUGCAGUCUCGGGAACCGGAAAUGGGGAGUUCUUUAUUCGUUACGCUGUGGCGUAUGAUAUCGUUGCACAAAUGAAGUACGGCACAAACGUAUCCUUGGCAAAAGCUGCCGACAAAACCAUUCAUGAAACGAUGAAGAAUGCCGGUGGUGAAGGUGGGGUUGUCGCGGUUGACGCACAUGGACGUGUCGCGCUCCCGUUCAACACUACGGGAAUGUAUCGCGGCUUUAUCAAGGAGGAUGGUGUUCCCCAUGUAGCAAUCUUCCACGGAGAGUGGUAUUGAGGCCUUACGGGAUUGAACCCGUCUCUCUAUUCUGUAUUAUUAGUUACAUAUGUAGAAUUAGUGCUACGUUAAGAUGGCAUCAAAUUUAGCAACCGAGAAUGCCAUAUGUCUUAGACCCAGAUGCAUGGUCUGCGUAUCAGAGCUCCAAUCUCUGAAUCCACCACUUUGCAAAAUCUGCAACACUACCGUAUUGCAGCACAACCUCC
Spizellomyces punctatus DAOM BR117 is the source of this 1411-nucleotide messenger RNA. RefSeq lists its product as uncharacterized. The record is from RefSeq and is a predicted model, not a curated record. The transcript is spliced from 7 exons. The coding region runs from base 63 to 1205 and encodes 380 amino acids. NCBI's taxonomy places the organism in Eukaryota, Fungi, Chytridiomycota, Chytridiomycetes, Spizellomycetales, Spizellomycetaceae. Gene Ontology annotation, molecular function: hydrolase activity.